Talaromyces stipitatus ATCC 10500 is the source of this 1049-nucleotide messenger RNA. RefSeq lists its product as uncharacterized. The transcript is spliced from 2 exons. Bases 1 to 912 code for a protein of 303 amino acids. Gene Ontology annotation, molecular function: DNA-binding transcription factor activity. Gene Ontology annotation, biological process: regulation of DNA-templated transcription. The record is from RefSeq and is a predicted model, not a curated record. Lineage: Eukaryota; Fungi; Ascomycota; Eurotiomycetes; Eurotiales; Trichocomaceae.
AUGUCGGAUUCAGGAGACUCCUCAAAGGCAGAGAAGAAAAGGGAGUACAAUAGAAAUGCCCAGCGACUGUUUCGACAACGUCGGAAAGAGCAUCUCAAAUCGUUGGAGCGUGCUGAUAAGGAGCGCUCAUCUUCACACGCUGAGGAACUUCAACGUUUAAGGGAAGAUAUUGAGCAGCUGAGAGCUGAGAAUAGAGCCCUUAAAUCAUGCAGCAAGAUCUCCUCACCACAUGCAUCAUCCGUCCCUUCAUCUGUGGUCAUGCCUGGGAGUCCGUCACCAUAUCCGACCAGCCCCUUUCGUUCUCUUGAGUUGUACGAUUCUGCACAUGGUUCAGAUGACCUAGUAAGAUCUCCAUCAGAGAUCCAAGGAGAGGAACUAUAUCAGGAACGCCACGAAUAUAGAGCUCGCGGGCAUCGAUCAAGACAGACAACGGGUCCGGAUUCCUUCUGCGCCCUGUUUCCCCAGGACAUUUCCCUCGUUCGUCGCAAUUUGCAUUUACAACUAGCCCCCGUCCUGGAUUUACAUAUAAUCAGCAACCCGCAACUCCACCUAUCAACACUUGCUGCGAUAGGACCCUCGCUACCACCGGCACUUCAACCGACUCUGCUGCAACUCCAGACACCGCACCAUGCAUAUAUUGACCUGAUUCCUUCGCCAAAUCUGCGUGAUGCUUUGAUUCAGGCUGGAUUUGCGGUAGCAAAUUCAUUUCUUACCGAAGUCUGUACGUUUGUGUACGAGACCGAGGACCUGGGCCAGUUGACAAUCUGGGGCCGGGAUUAUCUGAAUGUCAUGUCGUGGGAAUUCUCUGAGGGAGUGCUCAAGGCAUGGCCGAAUCUUUUGACGGCCGAGUGGAGAGAGCGGGCGAAUUUUUGGCGAGCGCAAAGGAGUGAGCCGUUGAUUAUUUUUGAUUGAUUUGGUUGGCAUUGCCUGAUGUGAUGCUGAAUGUAUUAUUACUCGAUUGCUUUGAUGGAUAAAUGGUGGUCGCAUGGCAGAGGUGUUCUUGACUGGUUCAUUUUUCGGGAUGUGAGAUUUUGAUAUUAUGAUAGCGC